This is a messenger RNA of Rhodotorula toruloides NP11, 1473 nucleotides long. RefSeq names its product transcription factor. The record is from RefSeq and is a predicted model, not a curated record. The coding region runs from base 1 to 1473 and encodes 490 amino acids. Lineage: Eukaryota; Fungi; Basidiomycota; Microbotryomycetes; Sporidiobolales; Sporidiobolaceae. Gene Ontology annotation, molecular function: DNA-binding transcription factor activity, RNA polymerase II-specific; zinc ion binding. The transcript has 4 exons. Gene Ontology annotation, biological process: regulation of DNA-templated transcription.
AUGCCCAUCAAGAGGACGCCAGAAGAGGCUGCGAGGCCUCCGUUGGCUCGAGGGAGCGCCUGCCAUCGCUGCUUCACCCGCAAGGUGCGCUGCAGCGGGCAGCCCGACCCUGCGACUGGAGUCUUUGCCUGCACGUCGUGCCUGCGCACAGCCCGCUUCAAAGGCCACGACCUCGCGCAGGCCCACUGCGCGUUCAACGGCGAGGGACUGUGCAGCGAGGAGGGCGGACCCACCCUCAACGGCGAGGUGUACCCGAAUGUCGGGCCCGCCCCUCGCCGCAAGCUUACGUCUCGCUCGACGGGAUCGUCCCGCUCGCUCGCGUCGACCUCGUCGUCUGGCUCGUCCGGGACAGACUCGCUCGCCGGGACGGGCGGCGCAGAUGCAGGGUCCAUCAUCUCGCCCGCGUCGUCGACGACCUCGCUCAAGUCGACAAUGGGCGGCGAGUUGUCGAACUCGCCCGACCAGUCGCUCCAGCUCCCCCCGCCCGUCUCGUUCCAGCUCCCGCCCGUCGCCGCUCCCGCUCACUACCAGACCGCACCCGCCUCGCUCGCCGGCGCGUUCCUCCCUACGAACUCGCACCUCGCUCCGCCCGUCGCACACCCGGCCGCGACAUGGAUGCCUCCCCCGCCCAACCUCGUCCCGCAAGCGACGUAUCCUCAACCUCCCGCUUCCGUCUCGCCUUCCCAGUCGACUUUCCCCAUGCACACGCACGCAGCGACUUGCCCACCCGCCCCUGCGACGGACUCGGCCAAGAACCUCCUUUCGCGCCGCCUGAACGCCCCGGCGAUGAGCAUCUCGCUCCCGCCCCAUCCGAGCAUGGUCGUCUCGCCCGCCGUCUCGCGCACCACCUCGCCUGCUCCGCUCGCUCACGCACCCAUCUCGGAAGCGGGUGUGGGUGCGGGAAACGCGACGGCGAGCGCGCCGAUGGUCCCGUCGCAAGGGUGGCCGUCGCAACAGCAGCGUGCGGGAAUCGGUCCCCAAGGCGGCGUGUACCCCUCGCAGCAGCAGCAGAGUCACGAGCUCGCAGGAGCGAUGCAGUCGGUCCUGACGCCCUCGACACUCGCGAAACUCCCGACCUCGUCGUACGACUUUUCGCUCGCUCCAGACGGGUGCUUCCCGCCGUACCUCUCGGGCGCGCCGGCGACACCUUCGCUUGGGACGGGAGUCGGAGCGAGCGGACACGGAGGACCGAUGUCGUCUAGCUCGACGUACGGUCAAGCGGGAGGAGGAGCGACUUCGGGUCUCCCGCCUACGCCGUUCCGCUCGCUCUCCGUCAGCGAGAUGUACCCCUCUUCCUCGACCGGAGGCGGCGACUCGCACUUCCAGGCGACGCAGCAACACCAUUCCGGACUGGGCGAACAGUGGACCGGCUCGUUCCACCUCCCCAGCCCCGGGUUGACGUUCUCCAGCAGCACGCCGAGCUGGUUCGUCAACGGCGGAGGGUCGCAGUACUUCCAGCAGCAGUUUGCGUGA